AUGGCAUUGACCAGACUAACAAUGUUGGCUUCUCGGCGGACGCUUAAUCAAUGGGCAUUACUGAGUCAAUGCUACGAUAAACCGCCUUCCAAGGUACCGCUCAUGAUACAAAAAGACGAUGAAAACUCAAUUAUACGGUGUGGCUUAUUGCAGGGAAGUAGUGACUCUCAGAAAUCAUCAACCUUUUUGGGGGCUUUGCUGGCAGAUGUAUAUUUAUCGGACCAAUCAUGGCUGGAAGUCUUGCUUAACCGACGAGCAAGCUCUCUGAAAGGUCCCAUCAAAAUCCAGUAUGGAGACCGGUUCGAUAUACAGUGUAAUGAGGCGAUUGCAACCCUAGCGGUGCCGUCAGGUUUUCUGAAGGACCACAAAGUUGAGUUCUUAGAGAUUUCAGAAGAAAACGCGGCCGAUGAAGACAAUUGCCAUUUCUAUUUGGACUUGCAUGGGGAAUCUUCUACUUUAUGCCACAAGUGGCCUACUAUCAGCGUGAAGGAUACUUCAAAGACUGGUGAGCUGCCUUUGUCCAACGAGAUAAAUUCAAAACAGGCCCUGGAAGCCACUCUCAGAUUUAUCCGUGAUAAACGUAGUGUCAAUUCUUAUUUGAGCGACUUGGAGCUGUCUAAUUUUGGUAACUUCUCGAAACGACUGGCCGCCAAGAUUGACGACAGGAAGCAAAUAUAUGCCGAUCUGGGGUUUGCGGUAUUGAAGAACCUGGAGAAUGAGGAUAAUUCGCUCGCUGAAAGCUAUUACCUGCAGUCCAAGAAGGAAGAGAUGCUUACGGAUGUGGAGAGCUGGAGGAGACGUGCUCAUGGCGAGCUGCAAGACCAGGUUGUACCGCUGAUACAAGAAUUUCUAAAGACUUAUCUCUCGAUCGGAAAAAUUUAUACAUAUUCCAAUACAAAAUUCAACCUCAGGGUUAAGAAGUUGAUUGAAGAACCACUGCGAGAUUUGCCAAUGCAAAAUAAUCUGUACGAGUUGCGCGGCCGACAGCGCUUAUUAACUCCUUUAAAGGCACCUCUGAUAGAUAAGCAGUAUUUCGAAAAGCAAAUCUCAUCGGUUUACACAGAUGUAAACAGAGUGAUUAACCGAAGUUUCUUCAAGCUCCAGUUGCCACUCAUCUUAUGUUCCACUAUAGGUUACGUUUCUGAACAAUUUUCGCUGUACUCAAUGGGUUCGUUGGCGUCUUUAGGUAUCGUAUUGGGACUCCAACGUGUUUUAUCGAGUUGGGAACUAGCAGGUAAAAACGUCCAGAAGAGAAUUUACGAAGAUAUCAGAGCCACCAUCGAGCAAGAAUACAAGAGAUUGAUGCAAGAGAUUAAGGAUAAGUGUGCGACGGAAGAGACUGCCCAGAGACGCAAGUUGGAUAUAAUAAGGGCCCUAUCUUCGGAAGAAUCGCGUUCAUAA
Molecule: messenger RNA, 1401 nt
Organism: Torulaspora globosa
Lineage: Eukaryota; Fungi; Ascomycota; Saccharomycetes; Saccharomycetales; Saccharomycetaceae
Exons: 1
Coding region: 1-1401 (466 amino acids)
Source: RefSeq, a predicted model, not a curated record